Molecule: messenger RNA, 1104 nt
Organism: Symbiodinium pilosum
Lineage: Eukaryota; Dinophyceae; Suessiales; Symbiodiniaceae
Source: the annotation of a GenBank genome assembly
GAGUGCGGCUCUCACUGUUCUGCGGGCUGGGAGACGGAGACUAUUCCGACACCGUCGACAGAGCUCGGCAGCAUGUCCGAUUCUGAGGAGCCAAGUGAGCCAAGCCCAUCUGAGGGCAUGCGAUUCUCGUGGCCGCCACCCACGGCCAAGCCGGAGCUUGACAUGGAAUUGGUCACUCCUCUCGGUGACCUGCGCCGAUUGGAUGAUGUGGUUGAGCCAUUCUCAGCACCACCGAGUGAACGCGAGACAGAGGCCAGCUUCGUGACAGAGGCCGUGGCAGCUCCUGAGCCAAAGGAGAUCCUUCCAGAGCUAAUGGACCGGCACAUUCUGCCAAUGCCUUUCCCACCAACCCAUUCCAUAGAUUGUGAAGGCGAGCUGGAUGUCGAGGAUAUGUCGAGAAGCGUAGGCUCAACGGAUGACGUGACCUUCCAGCACAAGGUUGCGGGCCCUGUUGUGAAGCUGUUGCCAAAGAUGAAUGCGGCAACAAGCUCCAGCAUCCGCGAGCAAGAUGUCCGUGCAACGGGGGCAGAGGUGGCAAGCAAGCGCACCUCUCCUUCCAGCGUGGCACGAGCCGAGGCUUGCAAACCCUGGGCGGGAGUCCAGUCAAAGACGGUCGCUGAGGACAUCCUGCUAGAAAGCUUUAUCGACGUGAAGGAUGCAAAACAAGCAGGCAGAACGCCCAGCUUAGAGCCCAGUUCAAGCGCCGGCGCGCGCGAGAAUUUGGAGGAAGAUGGCACGGAGGACAGAGUUGACAAGCAGGACUCCUUCGACCCUUUGGCCAAAAUGACACAGAGAGAAUGCAAGAGAGUGGCGGGCCGUUUCCUGAAAGCCAACGGCUUCUUUCACGUGGACGAGCUUGAGUCGACAUGGCGUCAUCCUUUGUUUGAAGCAGUGCUUCAAAACCGCCCACGGGUCGUGAAGGCCCUCCUCCUCCUUGGCAGCAGAAGGGAAGUUCUGAGUGCCGCUGGACUGACGCCUGAGCACCUUGCAGAGCUUCUUCAUCUUCGAAAAGGUGGUUUCGAAGCGGUCUUGCGGGUCUUUGCCACAGAUGGGAAACCGGCAGCAGAGGACUUCGAAAGGCUAAAGAGGAGUGGUACACUUUGA